AUGUCGGCUUCUUCACCUACCUCUGGCAGUGAACAUUGUCGUGCAUGUGUGAGCGUUGAAGAGUUGAUGGAACGUGCUCGAAAAUUAGCCGGAAAAGUGUCCGCAGAGAAUGGUGCACGACAAUCAUUAACUAUUCAGGCUUCAUCAGGAUCAGUUAAAACGAAACCAGUGAGGAGCGACUGUCCUCUUACUACUGAAAAAUUAGGAAAUUCAACUUGGAAUCUGCUUCAUACAAUAGCAGCAUAUUAUCCCCUUAAGCCAACACCAGAACAAAAAAAGAAUGCAAUUGUGCUAAUGGAUCUCUUAGGAAAGGCGUAUCCAUGCUCGCAUUGUGCGGAAGAUUUACGCCGAGAUUUGGCAAAACAUCCUCCAGAUGUUGAAGACCGUGAAAGUUUUUCAUUGUGGAUGUGUGGAUUACAUAACAGAGUUAAUAAGAAACUUGGUAAACCUGAAUAUGACUGUACUCAAUGGAAGGAACGAUGGUUAAAUGGUUGGAAGGAUGGCUCUUGUGAAUAUUAA
Molecule: messenger RNA, 519 nt
Organism: Brugia malayi
Lineage: Eukaryota; Metazoa; Nematoda; Chromadorea; Rhabditida; Onchocercidae
Exons: 3
Coding region: 1-519 (172 amino acids)
Cellular component (GO): mitochondrion
Molecular function (GO): flavin-dependent sulfhydryl oxidase activity; flavin adenine dinucleotide binding
Source: RefSeq, a predicted model, not a curated record